Messenger RNA from Plasmodium cynomolgi strain B, 3525 nucleotides. RefSeq lists its product as hypothetical. Lineage: Eukaryota; Apicomplexa; Aconoidasida; Haemosporida; Plasmodiidae. The transcript is spliced from 2 exons. The record is from RefSeq and is a predicted model, not a curated record. The coding region runs from base 1 to 3525 and encodes 1174 amino acids.
AUGAUGAAAAACAACAUGAACAAACUGAUUGACGAAUGUUUCUUUGUAUUGCACAGUAUUAUCAGUUGUACGCUGAAAGGUUUUUUAAAGAUCGAGACGAUUGAAGAAGCACAGAGGUACCAUUUGAUCUACGUGUGGUUCAUUCCUGUAUGUGAAAUGGGAAGGAGGAGAAAAGGGGGAACCACUUCCUGUGAAGGUGCAACUAGGGUAGAGUUAGAUGAAGAGAGGGGGAAAGACCUAUGCCGAGCUACCCCUUACUACCCCUCUGAUUUUCUUACAAAAGGGAAGGACUCAGGAGGAACGAUGCUUUCCCAGGUGGAAAGACUCUUCCCAUUCGGAGGGGUCUAUCUAAGUGAGUGGAUCAUAACGGGAGUUAACAAAGCGUUGAGUAUGAUGCUUUGUGGUAGUGAUAGCGGUGGUGGUGGCGGCAGUGGUAGCGGCAGUGGUGCUCACCAGGUGGCCCUCGAAAAUUGGUCAUUCGUCCUCGAUUUGAUCAAAUUUGUUUAUGCCGAGGGGGAUAUCUUAUCCAAGUACCUACGCGGAGGGGUGUUACGCCAAGCAGAGAAUGAACGACCGCCCCAGAGUGCGACCCGUAUGGAAAAGCACAACAGUAACGUAAAGGCAAUUAAACAAAGGGAAAAUCACAUCAACACAGCAUUGGAAAAGUACCAUGAAGAUAUUCACAACAUUAUUAAGGCAUAUUUUACUCUCCCAUUUGUCCUAUUUAAGUGUAUAACUGAUGUAGGUGGAAAAAAAGGAAACGACGAAAAGAGGAAGCUGUAUAUUUAUCAGCACAUCAUUCCAGGGGAAUUGAAUGACGAAGGAUUUUCUAAACAUGCUGUGAAGACUUGUGUCUUUUAUUGGCUGCAUGGAGAUGAGGCUACAGUGAACUACGAAAAGAUGGCCCUGUUAACGAAGCGGGUGGUGAACUGCCAUUUGGUGAAUCCCUUUUGCCAGACACUCCUUGGGCGGCUUCUACUCGUGAGUGGAAGCGGCAAGGCGGACAAGGGGAGCGACUUGCGGGAAAGCUCAAAGGACGCACUCAAGUUAACCCGGAUGAACCACAUCCUGCAGAACCUCUUUUAUUACGUCCACCUGUACUGUCAUGGGGAAUCUGUUGGAGAAAAACUACUCACCAGCUUAAUCGAGAAUGUGAGUCCCUUUGUCAAAGUCGUUCAAAAUGAAGAAGAGCUCUCCUUAUGUUUAUUUAACCGAACGGUAAAGUAUCUUCUGUGUGUAAUUAUCAACCUUGCCUUUUUGUAUAAAUGGGAUUUCUACAUUUUGGAAAAAUUAUUCAGCAUUUUCUCCCGUAAUUGUUUGCCGCUCAGUUUUUCCCUUACCUUCAUUGAGCUCCUAGCCGAUUUGGUGGGGCCCAAUUGGACAGCUUCCAGCACACCGUUUGCCAACUUCACACAGAAGAAAAAAGUGAUUCACUCUAGUGAAGUGAUUCGCGAGGGAAGAAGUUACCUCAACGUUGUUAGGCAAGUGAAGGGAGAAGAAAAUCAAAGCAUGUAUAGCUGUGCUACAGAUUGCACAUCAGAUGAACGGAUCAGGGUCGGAAUAAUGGCGUUCGAUUUUUUACAAGAAAUGUUUUUCUUCGUUUUGGGACAAUUCUCCCCCGAUUCUCAACAAAAAGCUGCUUCCAGUUUUGUCCCCAUAAUUUUGAGCAAAUUACUCUACACAUUUAGCGUACACAUGAAGUGUGUAAAUAAAAAGCUUGUUGAGAGUUCGUACCAUUUUGGUGCACUUUCCGAGGUGGAGUUACAUAUAUACAAAUUGAAUUCCCACCACAGUGCAAAGCUAUUUGAAAGGGUUACGAAAAUGGUGCGUGAGUUGUUUAAGCGGAAGGAUGAAGUGUCCCUGGUCGCUGGGCAAAUACUGGCUGACCAUUUCAGGCUCUACGUUGAUGCUCUAUCCUACAAGGCGGGAAAAAAGCAUGUGCGGACCGAUGUAAAAAUGGGCAAUUGUGAAGAGCCUAGGGAGGGAGGUAGUCUCUUCCCCAGUUUGCAACAGCCAGCAGAGCGCUUCCCAGAAGAACUGAGGUGCUUCAAAGUUAUUAAGCAGAGUGGGUUUGUCUACCUGGGGGACCUUAUCCGGAUGAACGACCCGGAGCGGGGCACCCAGGGUGACGAAGUGGAAGAAGUGGAAGAAGUGGAAGAAGGAGAAGAAGUAGAAGAAGAAGGAGAAGGAGAAGCAAAUGACAAAUCGGGUGACGAAUCGAAUGACAAAUCGAAUGACAAAUCGAAUGACGAAGUGGACGCGCUGGUGGCCACCCUGCGGGAACCACCCCCUGACGAAGGGAAGAAAAAAAGCGAAGACGAUAAGCUGAUUCAAAACGCAGAUUCGUUAAUCGAAAACGACCUAUACGACAUCGAAGAGAAGCAGUUCCUAGUUGAGCUACAAUUAGAAAACGAAUACUACCUCAACGUGGAUAGGAACAAGCACAUGUAUACAGACCCACCGGAAGAUCUGUUCGAAUGUCUGCACAGAAUGAAAGGCAAAGCAAAUUAUAUCGAAAGAAAUGAACAGGAUAUGAAUUAUGACUAUAUGAAAUUGAAUGACAAGAAGGAGACGUAUGAUGAAGAAAAUUUUCGCAUAUGUCAGGCAGUGGUUGCCUUGCCAAAGUUUAUCAGAAAGGGAGAUGUGUUAACCUAUUUGUGUGUAGAAUUAUAUGAAGCACUACUUUCGCUAAACCAUUCGAGUUGUCUCCUUCGAGAAGGGAAGAGUCCCUUCGCCACGAUCAAACUGUUUGACAUGAUCCUUCUUACUAUCAAUGAGCCAAUUGAGAUAUGCAAAUUUAUUUUUAAAAACGUUUACUCGAAUAUGCACUCGAGUGUGCAAAAGAUGGUGCUCCUGUUGUGUCUACAGUUGUGCGUGCUGUUUCUUUCGGGACGCGCUACUCUGCGCGAAGUGUUUCAGAGCGCGCGUGAGGUUACGGCGCAGAUGGGGCUGAGCGUGUCGGGCAAGAAGGCGAGCGAGGAGGCGAGUGAGGAGGCGAGAUGGAAGAGGAACACCCGCCCGUUGCACAAGCCAAAUAGGGACAGACACGAAAGAAGCAAAAUUUGUGACUUGCGAGAAAAAGGAAGUAAUAACGGUCUGCUUAAAAAAAAGGAGGCCUCCAAGAUGAGCCUCCAAAAUGUUGAGAAAAAAACCAAGUCAAUGACCACCCUUUGUAGCUUCUUCUUCGCUAGUGCGUACACAAAACUGCUCGACGUGAACAUAAAAAAGGAAGCUAUCAACAUAGAAUAUGACGAAUACAAGUUGAGAAAAUAUUAUUCAAAUGAUCCAUCCCUCGUCCUUUCUUUAAUCUCAACAUAUAUCGUAUUUUUUACCAGCUCGUGCAACUGCAAUUUUUAUAUAGACGAAAUUUUGACUGAUGGAUUUACAUUAGCAAAUUUUUACAUUCGAAACAAAAAUUUCCUCGUUCGAAGAGUAAGUUUUAAGUUAUUAUUUCAUAUGAUAAAUUUUAUUUUAAAAAAAAAAGUUUUAUUUGUUGGAGCAUGCAAAUUACAUGGAUGUGAUUAG